Symbiodinium natans is the source of this 402-nucleotide messenger RNA. NCBI's taxonomy places the organism in Eukaryota, Dinophyceae, Suessiales, Symbiodiniaceae. The record is from the annotation of a GenBank genome assembly.
AUGAGAGGUCUGACCAUCGGCUGCAAGUCCCAAGGCCAGCCGAUUGACUGGCGGAUGAGCUACUCCGUCGAUCGCCAUCUCCAGACGAGGGCCUUGGCCAAAGCAGGCUUCGAUAGAGUGCUGAAGAUGCAAGCGGGGAAGAGCUACAAAAGAUACAAGGAUGCGUUGCACUUGUCCUUCAAUCGGUUGCUCUGCAACCCAAAGAAGACCUGCAACGAUGUGAAACCACAUCACGUUGCGAAACUGCUGGAGAACAUGACGGCGUCGAUGGUUCGGGCCUACAAUGGUCGCUGCCAGAAGCCCGAGUCCAGUAGCCAUGGCACGGAGUUCGCGCAACAUGGGCAAGUGAGCAACCACACCCACAAAAAGCACAAGAAAGCCGCGCAGAAGGCGAAGUCGUGA